GAGAAGAACUGCCAGAGCGAGCAGCGGAUCUGGGGCCGACACGGCCGUUUUGUGUCGCAGGCUCUGAAGCUCUCGAGAAGCGGCUGGGUCGCGAGCGCGGCCUGCGCCCACGGGGGAAAGUGGGUGGUGGGUGGGCCGAGAGCGGCUCAGCGGCGACGACAGCCUGUCGCCCUUUCUCCCACGCCUGCCCGCCCGUCCGCCCGCCCUCCCGCCCGCCCGCCCGUCGACCUUGUGGGUAGAAGCUUCCCGGGACUCGUCGCGCCAGCCCCAUGGCGACUGCUGCGGAGUCCGAGGCCUCUCCACCGACGGACGCGAGCUGGGAAGGCGGCGGAGGAGACGACGAGAUGAAGCCGACGCUUCCGGAGCUUGUGUCAUCCCCACAAAAUGGCGGCGGCGGCCUCACCACUGCGGAGCCCGGCGGCGGCGCGCGGCCCGAGGAGACCGCGGCGGCCGACGCAGCCCCCGGCUUCAGGCUCGAGCAGCCUCAGGACGGCCCCGAGGCGGGCGCGGCCGCUCUGCCUAAAGGCCCAGAAGAGCCCGAAAGGCCUCUUAGGAGGAGUUUUCAGAUCCCCAGGAAGAGCAGAGAAAAGAAAGCACUUUUCCAGCCGUUAACUCCAAGCUCUCGAGAAUUCGAAGAUGUUUUAAAUAUUCUCCAUUCAUCUUAUCUUGAACCAUCUUCAGAGACAAAUUUUCAUUACAAAUGUGCGUGCUUGAUACAUAAUGAGCUUUUGGAAAAAGAGUUUACAGAAAAGCGAAGAGAACUGAAAUCUGAUGGUCGGUUAGAUAAGGAACUUUCAGAAUCUUACGCAUUUCUCAUGGUUGAUCGAUGUCAGGUUCAAAACAUAUGUGAAAAAGGAUUGCAGGUGGGCCAUUCCAAAAUAACAAUUCUUGGCAGUCCUUCUAUGGGUAUCUAUCUUUCUAAAUAUGCUGACCUAUUACAAGCUAAUCCUUUGGAAACGGGGGCAGUGGGCGAUGUUGUGAUUUUUAAAAUAAUGAAGGGUAAAAUAAAGAGUAUAUAUGACCCUAUGGGUGUGAAAAACUUGGAAUCCAUGUUAAAUAAAAGUGCUUUGGACCCGACACCAAAGCAUGAAUGUCACGUGUCGAAGAAUGCAGGUAGAAUCACAUCACUCUUGGCUUACAGAGCCUAUGAGCUUACUCAGUAUUAUUUUUAUGAGUAUGGCUUUGAUGAACUAAGGCGAAGACCAAGACAUGUUUGUCCAUAUGCAGUUGUGUCUUUUACUUACAGAGACGAUAUGCAAACUCCAAAGUUUGUUUCCUCAUCAAGAUCUAACAGCUUUAAUGCAGAUAGAAACACAGAUAAAUUUAACUACACCUUGUGGAAAGGACAGCUUUUAAAUAAAGGAAAGCUUCUGUGUUAUAUUUCUCUGAGGUCAGCUACUCGUGCUUUUUUGCCUAUCAAGCUUCCUGAAAAGUUAGAUGUUGAAAUAGUUACAAGUAUUGAUCAUCUGAAACAGAAAAUCCCUCCAGCACUGUUUCAUAAGGAAACAUACCUAGGUCCAAAUGAAGUUUUGAAGAAUGGAAUGUAUUGCAGUCUUUAUGAAGUUGUAGAAAAGACAAGAAUUGCAAGUAACAUGGAGAGUUUACUGCAAAAACUAGAUAAAGAAAAACUUGUUCUUGUUAAACCAUUGGGAGACAAAGGAUUCCUGUUUUUUCUCUCUCCUUAUCAGAUGGUUUCUCCAUAUGAACAUCAGACUGUGAAGUCUCGAAUCCUACAUGCUUUGUUUCUAUUUCAAGAACCUAGAAGCAUAAUUACUUCACAAAAGGUUUCGACCAAUACAGCACCACAGGAGAGGCAAGAGAGUAUGCCAGAUAUGUUAAGAAUAGCUCAAUUCUUACAGUUUGCAUUGAUUCAUUGUCGAAAGGAAUUCAAAAGCAUAAACACUGUAAAUUUUCAUUCUGUUGUUGAAAAGUAUGUAACUGAAUUUUUUAAGCGAGGUUUUGGUUCAGGUAAACGAGAAUUUAUGUUUUCAUAUGAUUCACGUUUAGAUGAUAAAAAAUUCUUAUACUCAGCACCAAAACAUAAGUCCCAUAUUGAUAAUUGUUUGCAUACCUAUAUUUUUCAACCUGAAAUGUAUCAGUUACCUGUUUGUAAACUAAAAGAGCUAUUUGAAGAAAAUAAAAAACUUCAGCAGUUCAGUCCACUUUCAGAUUAUGAUGGUCAAGAAGAAGAAAUGAAUGGUACAAAAAUGAAAUUUGGAAAACGAAGCAGCUCAAGGCGUGAAACUAUUCCAUCCGGAAAACAGAAGUCAUGUCAUUCUUUGGAUUAUGAUAAGGAUAGAGUGAAAGAAUUGAUUAAUUUAAUUCAGUCCAGGAAAAAAAAUGUUGGCAGGGACUCAGAUACAGAAGAUAUGAGAAGCAAAACUGUCUUAAAGAGGAAGCUUGAAGACCUGCCUGAAAAUAUGAGAAAGCUUGCCAAAACCAGUAAUUUAUCUGAAAACUACCAUCUGUAUGAAGAGUCUCCACAGCCUAUUGGCUUAGUUGGGCAUGAUGCUGAUUUAAGGCAGCAGCAGCAGGAUACCUGUAACUCUGGUGUUGGUGACAUUCAUACGCUGUUUAAUUGGCUGUCAGAAACACUAGCAAAUGCACGCCAUUCUGAUGCAUCCCUCACAGACACAGUCAAUAAAGCCUUAGGAUUGAACACGGAUAAUGCUUAUGAAGAGCUGAGGCAGAAACAUAAAUUGAACUCUGUCUCAGAUAAGAAAGAAUAUGAGCGUCUUUCUUGUACAAAAAAUGAAAACGUACAUUUUAAGGGUGUUCAGAGCCCGUUGUUAGAAGUCAAUCCUUCAUCUUUAAAGUAUCCUGUUGCUGUAUCCACCAGUGAAGUAGGCAUUGACCAUAAGCUGCAUUUGAAAGAAGAUCCAAAUUUACUUAACAUGAAUAAUUUUGAAGAUUGCAGUUUGUGUCCCACUGUUCCCGUUGAACAUGGAUUCCACAGACAGUCUAAUUCAAAUAAUGUUGAAGAGACUGAAAUUCAUUGGAAAUUGAUUCCAAUUACAGGGGAAGAUACAAAAAGUCCAGAAGACCAGCUGGGGAAGCACAGUGAGAAACAAGCACCAGACACAGUAAAGGGCACCACUGAGGAAGACGUGUUGACAGGUCAGGUGGUGACAGUGGAGGAGCAGUGUGUGCCAGCAGCAGAGCCGUCGACAGUGAGUGAAACUACAGAGAAAACAGUGUUAGGAGAAUACAAUCUCUUUUCUAGGAAGAUAGAAGAGAUUUUGAAGCGAAACAAUGUUUUAUAUCUCAGUAGAAUUUCUACACCUAUCUUUUCAACACAAGAGAAGAUAAAGCGGCUUUCUGAGUUCAUACAUUCUAAGACUGCCAAAGCUGGUGUACAGGAAUUUGUAGAUGGUUUACAUGAGAAGCUAAAUACUAUUAUUAUUAAAGCAUCAGCUAAGGGUGGGAAUUUGCCACCAGUUAAUUCUAAUGAUUUCAGUGCUACGAUAGCAUUGAAUCCUGGAAGGCACGUUGUAUCAGUCUCCUCAAGUGAUUUCAACAAUAAACACCUCCUUGAGCCAGCUUGUAGUGAUGCUUUGAAAGAUGCCGACUCUCAUGAACAGCAUUUGUCUAUAACUUUGGGUUUAACUGAAGGAGAACUGAACCAGCCACACCAUACUCGUGAGUUAAUGGUGACUUCUGAUCAUACUGUACCUGGUGAUUCUGCCCGGGACCCAGUAGAAAAAGAAACAAAAUCACCCAGUGAUGUAAACAUUUCUGCCCAACCCGCUCUUUCAAAUUUCAUAAGCCAGUUAGAACCUGAAGUGUUUAAUAGUUUGGUUAAAAUCAUGAAAGAUGUCCAGAAAAAUACUGUGAAAUUUUAUAUUCAUGAAGAAGAAGAGAGUAUGCUGUGUAAAGAAAUAAAGGAAUAUCUUACCAAAUUAGGCAAUACAGAAUGUCACCCAGAACAGUUUUUGGAAAGAAGAUCAAAAUUAGAUAAACUAUUGAUUAUUAUUCAAAAUGAAGACAUUGCAAGUUUCAUUCACAAGGUACCUGGCUUGGUGACUUUAAAGACCCUCCCUUGUGUUAGUUUUGCUGGUGUUGAUAGCCUGGAUGAUGUUAAAAAUCAUACAUACAAUGAGUUGUUUGUAUCUGGAGGCAUUAUUGUAUCUGAUGAAUCAAUUCUAAAUCCAGAGGUUGUCACAAUUGAAAGCCUUAAAAUUUUUUUGACAUUCCUUGAAGAACUUAGUACUCCAGAAGGAAAAUGGCAGUGGAAAGUUCACUGUAAAUUUCAGAAAAGGCUAAAGGAACUAGGCAGAUUGAAUGCUAAAGCUCUAAGCCUGUUGACACUUCUGAAUGUGUAUCAGAAGAAACAUUUGGUUGAAAUUUUGUCAUACCAUAGUUGUGAUUCUCAAACUCGAAAUGCUCCAGAACUGGAUUGCCUUAUAAGACUUCAGGCUCAGAAUAUCCAACAGCGACACAUAGUGUUUUUAACAGAGAAGCAUAUCAAGCUGUUUUCCAGUUAUACGGAUAAUGGAAUAGUAGUUGCAACUGCUGAAGACUUUAUGCAAAACUUUAAAAAUCUUGUGGGCUAUCACAACUCAGUCGCAGAAGAAAGCCUUCCGUUCCUUGGUGCUAAUGAGAAUCUUGAGUCACAGUCAGAUGCUGUUUUGACAUUAACCCCUUUGGAGCUGGGAGUUGGGAUUUCCCAACAUUAAACGUGAACACAUUUCGCAGAAGCUUUUAGCAUCGGAUUAUCUGGACAUUCACACCUAGUGUGAGUGUUGUGACUAAGUGAACUUGUGGCAGAAGACCAAGCUUUAAGGGAUUGUGGACUUGCUGACCCUGACGCAUUAUAUUGUGUGAGUAGUGUAUAACUUUAAACCUUAAACAAAUUGUGUAUUUCAAUAGAGGAGGACUUUUUGUUUUUUAAAUGUAGCUCUUUUAGAAAACGAUGAAAAGGAUGAAGAGGAUAUGUCUCUGGAUUCAGGUGAUGAAAUCUCACAUAUAGAAGUAUGCAGCAAUUUUCAUUC
Octodon degus (degu) is the source of this 4991-nucleotide messenger RNA. RefSeq names its product family with sequence similarity 208 member A (gene Tasor). Gene Ontology annotation, molecular function: chromatin binding. The transcript is spliced from 24 exons. Gene Ontology annotation, cellular component: nucleoplasm; heterochromatin. The record is from RefSeq and is a predicted model, not a curated record. The coding region runs from base 270 to 4676 and encodes 1468 amino acids. Gene Ontology annotation, biological process: negative regulation of gene expression, epigenetic; protein localization to heterochromatin. Lineage: Eukaryota; Metazoa; Chordata; Mammalia; Rodentia; Octodontidae.